AAAACAGCAGAGAAGAAGAAGAACAUGUUUUCAACUCCUCCUCGGUCGGAAAAAAUAAAAAAAUAUAUAUAAAAUCAGCGAAUAAUGUGGAAUCAUUGACGAAGAACGCUUGGUUGAGAGUAAAAUCUGAAAUCCCCACCCAAACAAAGAUCUGUGGUUUAUUAUUAUUAUUAGCCUCUCUAAUUCGAUGGGUGGUGGUGGCAAUCUCGUCGACGGUGUUCGUCGUUGGCUUUUUUUUCAACGUCGUCCUUCUUCUUCUUCUUCUUCUUCCAGUACUCAUCACGAUCAGAUUCAAAAUCCUCCCACCGUUUCUUCUAAUCCGGACGAGGACAACAACAACGACGGAGAUUUGAAGAAACUUACUGUUAUUGAAGAUUUCGAUCCCUCUAAGCUAAGGCAGAUCAAGGUUCCAAAACGAAAUCACUUACCUAUGGAGAAGAAGAUGAUACCUAGUGCUGAAUUCUUCACCGAGUAUGGAGAAGCAAAUAGGUAUCAGAUUCAAGAAGUUGUUGGAAAAGGAAGCUAUGGAGUUGUUGGUUCUGCUAUAGAUACUCACACUGGAGAAAGAGUUGCCAUCAAGAAGAUCAACGAUGUCUUUGAUCAUAUCUCUGAUGCGACUAGGAUUCUCAGGGAGAUUAAGUUGUUGCGGCUGCUUCUUCAUCCAGAUGUUGUGGAGAUCAAACAUAUCAUGCUUCCUCCUUCUCGAAGAGAGUUUCGAGAUGUUUAUGUUGUCUUUGAGUUGAUGGAAUCUGAUCUUCAUCAGGUUAUUAAAGCUAAUGAUGAUUUAACUCCUGAGCAUCAUCAGUUUUUCUUGUAUCAGCUUCUCCGUGGUUUGAAGUAUGUUCAUGCUGCGAAUGUGUUUCAUCGGGAUUUGAAACCGAAGAACAUUCUUGCUAAUGCUGAUUGCAAAUUGAAGAUUUGUGAUUUUGGGCUAGCUCGUGUGUCCUUUAAUGAUGCCCCUACUGCUAUCUUUUGGACUGAUUAUGUUGCUACUCGGUGGUAUCGUGCCCCUGAACUCUGUGGAUCCUUUUUCUCCAAAUAUACCCCUGCGAUUGAUAUUUGGAGUGUUGGUUGCAUAUUUGCCGAAAUGCUUUUAGGGAAGCCGUUGUUUCCUGGAAAAAACGUGGUUCACCAAUUGGAUAUAAUGACUGAUUUCCUUGGCACUCCAUCUCCAGAAGCAAUAUCAAAGAUCAGGAAUGAUAAGGCGAGGAGAUAUCUUGGCAACAUGAGGAAAAAACAGCCAGUGCCAUUCUCUAAAAAAUUCCCUAAAGCAGAUCCUUCGGCCCUCCGCCUUUUGGAACGCCUGAUUGCCUUUGAUCCAAAAGAUCGUCCAUCUGCUGAAGAAGCAUUAGCUGAUCCAUACUUCAGUGGUCUGUCAAGUUCAGAGCGGGAACCAUCAACAAAGCCGAUUUCAAAGCUUGAAUUUGAGUUUGAGAGAAAGAAAUUGACAACAGAUGAUAUCAGAGAGUUAAUUUACCGAGAGAUAUUAGAAUAUCAUCCUCAGAUGCUGGAGGAAUACCUUCGUGGUGACAAUCAGCUCAGCUUCAUGUACCCCAGUGGGGUAGAUCGAUUUAGGAGGCAGUUUGCUCAUCUCGAAGAAAAUCAAGGUCAGGGAGGAAGAAGUAACGCACUUCAGAGACAGCAUGCUUCCUUACCAAGAGAGCGAGUUCCUACAACCAAAAAUGAAACAGUUGAAGAAAGCAGCAAUGAUAUCGAGAGAAGAACAUCAGCUGCUGUAGCUUCAACCUUAGAUAGUCCCAAAGCUUCACAACAGCCAGAAGGUACAGACGAUGGAGGAGGCUAUAGUGCGCGUAACCUGAUGAAAAGCUCUAGCAUCAGUGGAUCUAAAUGCAUAGGUGUUCAAUCUAAAGCCAACAUUGAGGAUCCCAUAGCAGAGGAACAAGAUGAUUCUGUUGCUGAGAUGGCUGUGAAAGUUGCAUCUCUACACAAUUCUUAAUAUAUUUUUUUUUCCCUUGUUUAAUUUAUGUUUUGCCCCUUUUUACAGAGUGGUAGAAGCACACGUGUGGUUUCUCACUCUCACUCGGGGUUUAGGCUUGAUUGUUGUAUUUAAUACUUUGAGGGAACAUGAAAAGAUGAUAUAACACUUGGUUACUGAUGUAAUUUAUUUUGGAACAGGGAUAGAUUAUGAUCAAAAUUCGAACUAAUCUCCCAAUCA
Molecule: messenger RNA, 2176 nt
Organism: Capsella rubella
Lineage: Eukaryota; Viridiplantae; Streptophyta; Magnoliopsida; Brassicales; Brassicaceae
Product: mitogen-activated protein kinase 15
Exons: 11
Coding region: 188-1957 (589 amino acids)
Biological process (GO): protein phosphorylation; intracellular signal transduction
Cellular component (GO): nucleus; cytoplasm
Molecular function (GO): MAP kinase activity; ATP binding
Source: RefSeq, a predicted model, not a curated record